Coniosporium apollinis CBS 100218 is the source of this 1581-nucleotide messenger RNA. RefSeq lists its product as uncharacterized. Gene Ontology annotation, cellular component: membrane. NCBI's taxonomy places the organism in Eukaryota, Fungi, Ascomycota, Dothideomycetes. The record is from RefSeq and is a predicted model, not a curated record. The transcript has 5 exons. Gene Ontology annotation, molecular function: carbohydrate:proton symporter activity. Gene Ontology annotation, biological process: carbohydrate transport; transmembrane transport. Bases 1 to 1581 code for a protein of 526 amino acids.
AUGGGUUUCUCUCUCAUCAAAGUCCCGGCGGACAUGGAGGGCUCCGCCACACCAGCCAUUCUGAUGGGCUUGUUCAUCUCUUUCGGCGGUAUCCUCUUUGGCUAUGACACUGGCACUAUUGGCGGCAUUCUCGCCAUGGACUACUGGGUUGAUCUUUUUGCGACAGAAACAAACGAUGAGGGACAGAGAUACAUCACCACCGGUCAGCAGGGUGUGAUUGUCUCGAUGUUAAGCGUUGGUACCUUCGUUGGUGCUCUCAGUGGGGCAAGUAUCGGGGACCGGAUCGGUCGUCGCUGGGGUCUACUAGUCGCCUGCAUUGUCUUCAACAUCGGCGUGGUCAUGCAGACGAUCGCAACCGCUAUUCCACUCUUCACGGCGGGCCGGGGUAUUGCUGGACUGGGUGUCGGGUUGCUAUCAGUCUUGGUUCCCCUUUAUCAGAGUGAAUGCUCGCCCAAAUGGAUCCGGGGCACAAUCGUCUCUGCCUACCAACUUGCGCUCACUAUUGGACUUUUACUCGCAGCUGUCGUUAACAACGCCACACAUGCAAGGAACGACUCCGGAAGCUACCGUAUUCCCACCGUUAUCCAAGCUCUCUGGGGACUGAUCCUCGCCGCCGGCCUGCUAUAUUUGCCCGAGACGCCUCGCUACUUCGUCAAGCGCGGCCAUCAAGACAAGGCAGCCCAUUCGUUGUCAAGACUUCGACGCCUUCCAGCCGACUCUCGAAGCAUUCAGGAAGAGCUUGCUGAAAUUGUUGCAAAUCACGAAUAUGAACUAGCGCUGGGCAAAUCCGGAUGGCUCGAUGUUUUCCAAAAUGCUGGCAGACAACGCAGACGCCUCUUAACAGGAUGCGCCAUUAUGGCAGGAUCUCAACUCACGGGUAUCAAUUUCAUCUUCUACUACGGGACUCAAUUCUUCAAAAACUCCGGCAUUGAGAAUCCAUUCCUCAUCGGCUUGACCACGAACUUGGUGAACGUGGUAUCGACAAUCCCGGGAUUGAUCCUUGUCGAACGAUGGGGUCGUCGUCCUAUACUUCUUUUCGGUGCUAUCGGGAUGACAGUCUGCGAGUUCAUCGUAGCGAUAGUGGGUGUUACUUCUGGGUCCGAAGUUUCCAGCAAGGUUUUGAUUGCAUUCACCUGCUUCUACAUCUUCUUCUUCGCAAUCUCCUGGGGUCCAGUCGGCUGGGUCGUUGUGGGUGAGAACUUCUCUCUACGAUUCCGCGCGAAAUCAGUGGCAUGCUCCAUCGCUAGCAACUGGAUCUUCAACUGGGCCAUUGGCUACGCCACUCCAUAUCUCGUCGACGAGACUCCCGGCGCUGCGGGUCUUAAGGCGAAGGUGUUCUUCAUUUGGGGAACCUGCUGUCUUGGCUGUGCCAUCUUCGUCUACUUCUGCAUCUUCGAGACCAAGGGUUUGACUCUCGAGCAAGUGGAUGAGAUGUACGAGCACGUUCCACAUGCUUGGCAAAGCUCAACCUUCAAGCCGACAGUCCGCUUUGAGGAGGUGCGCAGGCAGAGCAUUGCUGCGGAGGAGGCGCGCAAGAAGAGCAUUUCUCAGGUGGAAUCCGUGUAUGCGGAGAAAGUUUGA